Molecule: messenger RNA, 3182 nt
Organism: Zychaea mexicana
Lineage: Eukaryota; Fungi; Mucoromycota; Mucoromycetes; Mucorales; Lichtheimiaceae
Exons: 10
Coding region: 143-3052 (969 amino acids)
Molecular function (GO): lipid binding
Source: RefSeq, a predicted model, not a curated record
CAACAGCGUUUCCUCGCAUGAAUUUUAUUAAGCUCACACGGUUACUUUUAAACAAAAUGCAGAGAAUAAAAACCAUGUGCAAGCCCAAGAAUUAGGUGGUCUUUCGCACAUUCCAGGAGUACCGUCUUCCUCAAAAGACCCAAUGGGUUACGAUCGCGAACGACGAUUAAGUUCCUAUAUCGCUGCCAAAAACAUCGACGACGAUGACGCGGCAAGUAUUGCCAGUAACAGCACCAUUAGCUCUGGUGGUGGCCGUCGUCGCCGCCGCCGUCCGUCAAUCCAAAAACUCAACAGAAAAUCGUCUAUAAACAUGAUUGCCAAAGAUCGUGCGACAGAGCCAGCAAAACUCAUUCGACAACUUGAAUUCACUGCGUUUCAAUAUAUUGGUGGUGUUUGUGCGAUCAGUUUUCUGUUGGGCAAGUUUGGAUUUAGCGUGAUACUGGCUAUAGCUGCUGUCGCCCUGGGUGGUGUAGGCUACUGGAUUUUUGGUACACAGCCCCGAAGGGAUUUGGAUUGGCAGUUGGAUAAGCAAAAAGAGGUCGAAUCGCUGUAUACAUCCGAAGGCGAAACGGUCGAAUGGUUGAACUUUAUUAUUGAGAAGAUUUGGCGAAGUAUCGAUCGAGAAUUCUUUACGGCCGUUCAAUCCAUGAUUGAAGAUAAUAUCCAGAGCGUCGCUCCAGGAUUUAUUAAAGGAAUAUCAAUCUAUGACCUCGAUAUCGGUGCGCAAGCUCCUCGCGUUCAGACCAUCCGCGUAUUUCCUCCUUUACCCGGCCAUUCAGAAGAGAGCAUAUUUGGCGAAGCUUCUUUCAGUUUUCAUCAACACCCAGCAGCCUCACUAUCACAAGAGCGUGGACGUAUUGAGCCAUCGCCUCCUGGUGUUUCUGUAGCGAUCCAAACAGGUGUCACUUCACCCAUCAAUGUUCGUGGCGAACUCACGGCCUUAUCUGGCAAAAUGCGGUUCAAGCUUGUUACAGGUCCUGAACUUCCAUUUGUAUCCAAACUUACCGUUGCAUUCACAAGUCUACCCACCAUCGAAACAGCUGUUAUGCCUAUUUCGAAACACGUGAAUCUGAUGCAUCUUCCGAUGUUCAAAAUGCUAGUCAACGAGGGCAUUCGAAUUGGGCUGGCGGAUAUGGUUGAUCCAAAGAGUAUGACGGUCGACAUCCAGCAAUUGAUGGGUGCUAUAGCACAAGAUACUUCUGCUUUAGGUGUUGUCCGAGUCGAAAUCCGAGGUGCUGAGGCAGAUCCAUCCGUGCUCCGUUUCCAAGAAAUCGAAGACUCCUAUGCUACCCUGUCGCUGAGUAAUCAGCCGCAACGCAGUAGAUCGACUACUCGCGUACUAACCAACGAUACAGAUCCGUGCUGGAAUGAAGUUCUCUAUGUAUUGGUAGGCGGAGAUGACAUCUCAGCGGACACCAAUGUUGAUAUCAAAGUGUGGGAUGCUGACAAAGUCAAGUUCGACGACAUGUGGGGUUCCUUUUCGAUGCCUGCCAAAGAAAUCCUUCAAAGCAAGAUUGAUAGACUUGGAAAUGUCACCGAAUGGUGUCAAGAGGAACGCGUAGCGUUUGAUGGUUGGGCUCCUUUGGAUGGAAAGCCACUAGAAGAAUGCAAGAUGAAGGUCAACUGCAAAAUUAGUUUUCAUCCCAAAUAUCGCACACAAAAGAAGGAAGCGAUCCAGGAAACAGAAGGAGAGACUACCGCCGCAAAAGAAAGAGAGCCCGAUGAACAAAGCGUUUUUGUGAAUCCUGGGCACAAGAGUGGUAUACUUUCUGUUUUCAUCCGCCAAGGCAUGGAUUUGGAAAUCGGCGAAGCUGGAUCGCUUGUCGACGAAGAUCUCAAGCAUCCUUACAAUGCGGAUCAGGUGGUCAGCCCUUAUGCAUGUCUUUAUCUGAAUGAUAGCAAGGUUUAUCAAACCAGAACCAAGCUUCGAAAUCCGAGUCCGCACUGGAAUGCAGUUUCUGAGCACUUUAUCAAAGAUUUCGACUCCACCACCAUUCGUAUCUCUGCGAAAGCAUCGCUCGACUUGGAACGCGACCCUGUCAUUGGUCUCAAAUCGUUUAACUUGCCAGAUCUGUUUGAAGACAAGGAAAGCAGUGAGUACAAAGAAGGUCAAGCGUGGUUUCCUCUGGCAAGCGGUGUCGGAUUCGGCAAAGUAUUGGUGACACUCAAAUACAAGCCUGUACGCCUUACAUUGCCGCGCGAACUUCGUGGAGCUGAUGUUGGGACUUUGAUUGUCGAUAGCGUUCGGCUUCGGAACCUAUCAGGCACAUUGGACGCUACUCGCAAGAGCGUGACACGAGCCACGUUAGCAGUCAACGUCGAUCCAGGCAUUGAGAAGCACCUGAGAGCACGUGAUAUCGAGCCUGGCGAAAUUUCAUGGAUGGACAAUCACUUGUUCUUCCCACUGAUCAUGCGCUAUCGAUCUGCAUUGUAUGUGCAUAUCUCGCAAGGCUCUAUGGGUGGCCACAAGGCUACAGGUCGUAUAUGGCUCAAGCAAAUUCCAGAUAAUGAAUGGCAAGAUGUGGAAGUGGGCCUACAGAGAUCGAUUUCUGAACACAGCAAAGAAUCCAACCGCAACGAAGAUCCAUGGGAUACUGAAGGGCCGAAUGGUCAAGCUACCUUGCGUGUCAAGAUAGUCCCUGGAUUUUCACCUGUGCAUACACACCUGCGGUCGUUCAACAUGGACAUGGUUGGCGCGGACCCGUUCCAUAGCGAGAAGAUGAAGGCCAAGGCUCAGCAUUGGGUGCGCGAGCAAGGAGGCGGACAUGGAGAGCAGACCGAGCCAGAUGACAGUGUAACUAAUGGAAACGAAAACAAUCGAGGAUCAAUGAACUCGGAUACAGCGUCAACAGUUGUCUCGGAUGAGGAAGAUAGUGCAGAUGAGUACACAAGAGAGAUGUAUGGAUUGAAUAAGAACCCCAGGGUGAGCAAGUAUCGUGUCUUGCGCAAGGCUACGUGGGGUGCAGACAUUGUUAGGCAGCGCGUGGAUAACGUCAAGGAAGGAUUUAAUUCAGAGGCACGCAAUAACCGAGCUGUUGCUAAGGAAGUUUGAGAUAACUUUUGUAUUUCCCCAUCACAUUUGUACUUGAUAGCUACUUCUUAUUUUCCCUAGUCUCAAUCAUUAAACAAUAAUAAACUAGCAAUUCUAUCUGAACAUUUCGCAGGAACAAGCUCAUUCGCUG